ACCGGCGCCCGGGACGGCGCCCCGCCGGGAGCGCAGCCUCCCUGGGCACUGUCUGAGCAGGCCUGCCUGGCAAGCUAGGACAUGUCUGGCCCCCGAGGACAGUUGGUGGGUGAUGUCUGCAGUGGCGGAGGGGCUGGAGCUCGAGGCAGCCGCUGCUGCUGCAGAAGAUGCUGCAAGAGAUGCUGCGGAGGCUGUGGAUACAGGGCCCAAGGAACCUCCUCUCCUGGCUGGGAACCGGCUGAGUUUGGACCUGUACCCUGGGGGCUGUCACCGGCUGCUGCACCUGUGUGCUCAGCAGCCCCCUCAGCUGCUGCAGGUGGAGUUCUUGCGGCUGAGCACCCACGAAGACCCUCAGCUGCUGGAGGCCACCCUGGCCCGGGUGCCUUGGAGCCUACCACUCCUCCGUUCCCUGGUCCUCAAAGGUGGGCAAUGCCGGGAUGCACUGGGUGCCUGCCUCCGUGGCACCUUGAACACGCUGCCUGACAGCCUGAGUGGCCUGGCCUCCCUGGCCCACCUGGACCUGAGCUUCAACAGCCUGGAGACACUGCCGGCCUGCAUCCUAGAGAUGCAUGGCCUGGACGCUCUCCUGCUCUCUCACAACCGCCUGUCAGAGCUGCCUGAGGCCCUGGGGGCCCUCCCGGCCCUCACCUUCCUCAGUGUGACACACAAUUGCCUGCAAACGCUGCCCACAGCACUAGGGGCCCUGUCCACCCUGCAGCGCCUUGAUCUCUCUGAGAACCUCCUGGACACUCUGCCCCCUGAGGUUGGAGACCUCAGCAGCCUCUGUGAGCUCAGUGUGGCCUCCAAUCAGCUGCAGAGCCUCCCGGCUUCCCUUGUGGGGCUGCGGUCCCUGCGGCUCCUUGUUCUGCACAGCAACCUCCUGACCUCGGUGCCUGCUGGCCUGGCUCACCUCCCGCUGCUCACCCGACUCGACCUGAGGGACAACCAGCUCCGGGACGUGCCCCCUGAGCUACUAAGUGCCCCCUUUGUGCGGCUGCAGGGGAACCCCCUGGGUGAGGCCUCACCAGAGCCCCCAAGUUCCCCAGGGACACUCCUGGUUCUGGAAAUGCCCAGACUGUUCCUGACCUCAGAUGUGGACAGCUUCCCUGUGACCCCCCAAGGCUGUUCUGUGACCCUGGCCUGUGGCGUCCGCCUACAGUUCCCUGCGGGGGCCACAACUAUCCCCAUCACCAUCGGCUAUCAGCUGUGGCUACCAGAGCCAGGCCUCGUCCCCCUGGGUCCUCAUGACUCCCUGCUCAGCGGUGUCCUAGAGCUGCGGCCCCAUGGGGUGGCCUUCCAGCAGGAUGUUGGCCUGUGGCUGCUCUUUGUCCCCCCACGGGCCCGGCGUUGCCGUGAGGUGGUAAUCAGGACCCGGACAGACAACAACUGGAGUGACCUGGAUACCCACCUGGAGGAAGAGGCACCCAAGCGGCUCUGGGCUCACUGCCAGGUGCCCCACUUCUCUUGGUUCCUCGUGGUUUCGCGCCCUGUGUCUAACACCUGCCUGGUGCCACCAGAGGGGACACUGCUGUGCUCCUCAGGUCAUCCUGGGGUCAAGGUCACCUUCCCCCCUGGGGCCACCGAGGAGCCUCGUCAAGUCUCCAUGCAGGUGGUGCGCAUGGCCAGCCGAGAGCUGCGAGCUCUCCUGGGGGAGCCGGAGACUGCAGUCAGCCCCCUGCUGUGCCUCUCACAGAGCGGCCCCCCCAGCUUCCUCCGACCAGUCACUGUGCAGCUUCCUCUGCCCCCUGGCGUCACAGGCCUCAGUGUGGACCGCUCCCGCCUGCACCUGCUGUACUUGGCCCCUCCUGCAGCCACCUGGGAUGACAUCACAGCUCAGGUGGUACUGGAGCUCACCCACCUGUAUGCUCGCUUCCAGGUCACACACUUCUCCUGGUACUGGCUCUGGUACACCACCAAGACCUGUGUGGGGGGCUUGGCACGGAAGGCUUGGGAGCGGCUGCGGCUGCACCGCGUGAACCUCAUUGCCCUGCAGAGACGCCGGGACCCGGAGCAGGUCUUGCUGCAGUGCCUGCCCCGAAACAAGGUGGACGCUACCCUGCGGCGGCUGCUCGAGCGGUACCGUGGUCCGGAGCCCUCCGACACCGUGGGGAUGUUUGAGGGCGAGCAGUUCUUUGCAGCCUUCGAGAGGGGCAUUGACGUGGAUGCUGACCGCCCGGACUGCGUGGAGGGCAGGAUCUGCUUCGUGUUCUACUCACACCUGAAGAACGUGAAAGAAGUGUACGUGACAACCACUCUGGACCGGGAGGCUCAGGCUGUGCGGGGCCAGGUGUCCUUCUACCGGGGCACGGUGCCCAUGGAAGUGCCCGAGGAGGCUGAGGCCGCCCGGCGGAGGAAGGAUGCGGAUGCUCUGUGGAUGGCCACUCUGCCCAUCAAGCUGCCGAGACUGCGGGGAUCCGAGGGGCAAGGGUGGGGGGCUAGCCUCUCCCUGGCACCUCUGAACCUGGGCGAUGCUGAGACCGGCUUCCUGACUCAGAGCAACCUGCUGAGCGUGGCUGGGCGCCUGGGUCCUGACUGGCCGGCUGUGGCCCUGCACCUGGGCAUGCCCUACCGUGAGCUGCAGCGCAUCCGACAUGAGUUCCGGGACGACCUGGACGGGCAGAUCCGCCAUAUGCUGUUCUCCUGGGCUGAGCGCCAGGCUGGGCAGCCUGGGGCUGUAGGGCUACUGGUGCAGGCCCUGGAGCAGAGUGACCGGCAGGACGUGGCUGAAGAAGUGCGCGCCGUCUUGGAGCUCGGCCGCCGCAAGUACCAAGAUGGCAUCCGGCGCACGGGCUUGGCCUCCGAGGACCCCGCUCUACCUGGCUCUUUGCCUUCAGAGUCCCCAGAGCCUGGCCAGGCCUAGGCCCCAGACUUUAGGCUGGCCCCUGACAUACCGUGGCCGAUGGGCAGA
Messenger RNA from Cynocephalus volans (Philippine flying lemur), 2908 nucleotides. RefSeq names its product p53-induced death domain protein 1 (gene PIDD1). The transcript is spliced from 16 exons. Bases 113 to 2860 code for a protein of 915 amino acids. The record is from RefSeq and is a predicted model, not a curated record. Gene Ontology annotation, molecular function: protein binding. Gene Ontology annotation, biological process: signal transduction; DNA damage response; apoptotic process. NCBI's taxonomy places the organism in Eukaryota, Metazoa, Chordata, Mammalia, Dermoptera, Cynocephalidae.